AUGUAUAUAUUUCCUGGCAGGGAACGACGACUGACCUGGCACCUCCUUGCCUUCUCGUUGGCCAUUCAGGAGAUCAACCAGAAUCCCAGGUUCUUACCAAAUAAUAUCACCCUUGGCUACACUGUCUAUGAGAACAAUAUGCAUCCCAGGGUGACGUAUGAUGCUUUGCUAGACCUUCUACCCUCUGGCCAGGAGACCAUUCCGAACUACAAAUGUGGCAGGAAGCAUCAUCUGUUGACUGUUCUUGAAGGGUCGGAGUCUGGCAUCUCCAUUGAUGUUUCAACACUCUUGAGCCCCUACAAAAUCCCUCAGCUUCACCGUUUCCUGAGACACUCCCACAUUCACAACUCUUCCGCGGGUGGAACGGAUUUGGGUGAAAAUAGGGACCUGGAAGCCAACUUAGAUAUUGUAAACACAGUCAUCUUGCAGAACUACUCUGUUCUGAGUGUGAAAGUUGGGAGUAUAGAAAGACAGGCCUCGGGGGAGAUGAACCUGACCAUUGAUCAGGAUGCGAUUGUGUGGCCCACCUGGUAUAAUCAGAUGCUGCCGCAUUCCAGGUGUACCAAGAGCUGCCUCCCCGGAUAUGUGAAGGUGAAGCUGGAAGGAAAGCCCAUCUGCUGCUAUAACUGUGCUCUGUGUGGAGAAGGGACCAUCUCCACUCAAGAAGAUGCACAUCACUGCACCAAGUGCCCAGAAGAUCAGCAUCCCAACCUGGACCACACUCAAUGCAUUCCCAAAGAUAUUACUUUCCUAUCUUAUGAAGAUACUUUGGGCAUUAUCCUCAUUGUGUUGGUCCUGUUCUUCUCCAUAGUCACACUUCUAAUUCUAGGAAUCUUCAUUAAAUAUAUUGACACGCCAAUAGUCAAAGCCAACAACCGAGACCUCACCUACAUUCUUCUCAUCUCGCUCCUGCUUUCCUUUCUGUCCUCCCUUCUGUUCAUUGGCCAGCCAAGGUGGGUGACCUGCCUUCUCCAACAAACCACCUUCAGCACUAUCUUCUCUGUUGGUGUCUCUUCCGUGUUGGCCAAAACAAUCACUGUGGUGGUGGCCUUCAUGGCCACCAAGCCAGGAAGCAGGAUGAGGAAAUGGCUGGGGAAGAGUUUGGCAAACUCUAUCAUCAUUGUUUGUUCCAGUGUUCAAAUGGGCCUCUGCCUCAUCUGGCUGGGCACCUCUCCUCCCUUCCCAGAGUUUGACCUCCACUCCCAUCAUGGAGAGAUGAUACUGCAAUGCAACGAAGGGUCUGUGGCCCUGUUUUAUGGUGCCCUGGGCUACAUGGGCUUCCUGGCUGCCAUCUCCUUCACAGUGGCUUUCCUGGCCAGGAAGCUUCCUGGGGCCUUCGGCGAAGCCAAGCUGAUCACCUUCAGUAUGCUGGUCUUCUGCAGUGUGUGGAUGUCCUUUGUGCCCACCUAUCUAAGCACCAAGGGGAAAUACAUGGCAGCUGUGCAGAUCUUCUCCAUCUUGGCCUCCAGUGCUGGCUUGCUGGGUUGCAUCUUCUUUCCAAAAUGCUACAUCAUUAUAGUGAGGCCUGAUUUGAAUACCAAGGAACAUCUAAUGGCAAAAAUGUUAUCUAAUUCUUAG
Molecule: messenger RNA, 1578 nt
Organism: Heteronotia binoei (common prickly gecko)
Lineage: Eukaryota; Metazoa; Chordata; Lepidosauria; Squamata; Gekkonidae
Product: vomeronasal type-2 receptor 26-like
Exons: 4
Coding region: 1-1578 (525 amino acids)
Biological process (GO): G protein-coupled receptor signaling pathway
Cellular component (GO): membrane
Molecular function (GO): G protein-coupled receptor activity
Source: RefSeq, a predicted model, not a curated record